Molecule: messenger RNA, 654 nt
Organism: Lachnellula hyalina
Lineage: Eukaryota; Fungi; Ascomycota; Leotiomycetes; Helotiales; Lachnaceae
Gene: GSP1
Product: GTP-binding nuclear protein GSP1/Ran
Exons: 5
Coding region: 1-654 (217 amino acids)
Biological process (GO): protein import into nucleus; ribosomal subunit export from nucleus
Cellular component (GO): nucleus; cytoplasm
Molecular function (GO): GTP binding; GTPase activity
Source: RefSeq, a predicted model, not a curated record
AUGGCUGAAGCAGCACCGGCUGUCCCAACCUUCAAGCUUGUUCUUGUCGGAGAUGGAGGAACUGGAAAGACUACGUUCGUCAAGCGUCAUUUGACCGGAGAAUUCGAGAAGAAAUAUAUCGCGACCCUUGGUGUAGAAGUCCACCCUCUGGGCUUCAGCACGAACUUAGGCAACAUUCAAUUCGAUGUCUGGGAUACCGCAGGACAAGAGAAGUUUGGGGGUCUUCGUGAUGGAUACUACAUCAACGGCCAAUGUGGUAUUAUCAUGUUCGACGUUACUUCCCGCAUCACCUACAAGAACGUUCCCAACUGGCAUCGUGACCUGGUCCGCGUUUGCGAGAACAUCCCCAUCGUCCUGACCGGAAACAAGGUUGAUGUUAAGGAGAGAAAAGUCAAGGCGAAGGCCAUCACUUUCCACCGGAAGAAGAAUCUGCAAUACUACGAUAUCUCUGCGAAGUCCAACUACAACUUUGAGAAGCCUUUCCUCUGGCUGGCCCGUAAACUCGUUGGCAACCCUGCUUUGGAAUUCGUUGCUGCUCCAGCUCUUGCCCCACCCACCGCUACUGUCGACCACGCCCUGCUCCAGCAAUACCAGGAAGAGAUGAAAGUGGCUUCCGAAAUGCCACUCCCAGACGAGGACGAUGCCGACCUGUAA